AUAUAUUUUGACUAUGGAAUGGAAUAAAAGAAAUACAACUUUGCUGAUUGAAUAUUUCAAGGAAAAAAGAGAAUUGUGGGAUUCCAAAUGCGACGAUUACAGAGAUCGCGGCAAAAAACACGACGCGUGGAUAGAUUUGGCUAAAAAAUUUGAUAUUGACAAAAGCAUAGUAGAGAGGAAAGUGAGAAAUCUGAUUGGACAGUUUCAAAGGGAAUUGCGAAAAUCGGUACCGGGAAGGGAAGCAGAUGAAAUAAAUUCGAAGUGGUUUGGUUUUCAGUUGCUACUGUUUUUAAAAGAUAAAUACAAAGAUUGUUCAUCGGACAAAUCUGGUAUUUUAGAGGAACAUAUAUCUAUUGAGCAAGAGACAGAGGCUGAUGAAGAAUAUGAUGAAAGUUUAUGUGAAAAAUACAACAAGACUUCUCUACGAAAACGACGAUUGAACAGAUCAAUAGAUUUACAAGAAUACAGUAAGAAAAGUAUAGCAAAUGAAUUCAAUAUAUCAAAUCAUCCUAUGAAAGAUAAACAAAGAAAAUUAUGUCAUGAGGACGAGGAUGACUGUGUAUUAUAUGGAAAACUCCUUGCUAUGAAGUUACGACAUUUCUCACAGAUUGAGAGGCAAAAGCUAAUGUUUGAAAUAGAUAAUUUAUUGCUGAAUCGUCGAUUAAACGAAAAUUCUUAUUCAUCAAACAAUUCAUACACUGUUUCGUCGCCUCCUGAGAUAAUAAUUACUAAGCGUUCACUAUCAGAAUGCGGCUCUUACGAUUCUUCUCCUUCUUCUCUGAUUUAAAAUUAUCAUUGUAUUAUUUUUAAGGUUAUUUAUGAUCAAAAUAUAGAGACUGCUAUAUUGAAUUUUACUUAGUUUUAAGUAAUAAUGUCUUCAAUCUUCUGUCAUGUCUUUAUAUAGUAAGAUGAUCUCAAAUGUUAAUAUAGCUCUGAAAAUUUCAGGAAUUAACGUAAGCGGAAGUAGGAUAAUAUCUUUACUUUUAUAAGUAUUCUUUGAUAUCGGUUUUCAUUGCGUAGGUAUAUCUAUAAAAUGAAUAAUACAUAUUUCUAUAAAAGUAUAAUAGUUUAAGUACGUAGGCAGCAAGUUUAAAAGUUCGUAGUGUAUAUAUCAAUAGCAUUUUGUAUAAAGAAGUUAUUAUUAUUAUCAGGUAGAAGCGAAACUAUAACUUGUACGGCCUCAUGUUUUGUUUAUUUUCUAAUGUAUUAAAUAGUAAUAUAUUCAAACUUAUAAAU
Achroia grisella is the source of this 1236-nucleotide messenger RNA. RefSeq lists its product as uncharacterized. The record is from RefSeq and is a predicted model, not a curated record. NCBI's taxonomy places the organism in Eukaryota, Metazoa, Arthropoda, Insecta, Lepidoptera, Pyralidae. The transcript has 2 exons. Bases 14 to 787 code for a protein of 257 amino acids.